AUGAUUAAACCUCAAAUCAUUGCUGAUAGUUAUAAGGAAAUAUUAAUCAUUUUAAAUAAUAUUAUCAAGAAUGAAGGCAACAUUCCACUUAUAGAUUAUCCUGUUCUUAUUGGCUCACGUGCUGCAAAAUGGCAUAUUUAUUCUUUUCGUGAACCUAAUGAUUGGGAUUUGAUGGCAACUCCUUUACAAACAACUUUAUUUAUUAAUAAAGUUAAAGAAUAUAAUGCUACUUUUAAAUAUAUAAAAUUAAUUUAUUAUCCAGGAGGUGGACUAAUACUUGCUGGAGAGUAUAUUGAUAAAUACACAGCAGAUAAAAAACUUAUUAGCUUUUAUAUUGAACUUGUCUCUGAGAAAGUGGAUUUCAGAAACAUGAAAUCCAUCUUUGAAGGUAAUUCUGAAGAUAAUAUGAAAGUUGAUGAUAUGCAAGAUGAUGAUGAAAUCAAUAAAAUUGAAUUUGAAAGGUUUAAUGAUGUUCACCCAAAAAUGAGUGCUCUAAUGAUUUUAGAAUUAUGUUGUAAUAUUGAAGAUAAAACAAUGCUUCCAUUAUUGUCAAAUUUCUUAUGUAUUGUCGCUCCAUUAAAAAUUCUUGAAGCUUUGAAAACAUCUCUAAUUUAUUGUCAAGCAGAUUUGCAUAAAAAUAUUUCAGAUUUACAUUUGUUGAGAGAUUAUGUAGCCCUGACCCAAACGAAAAAGAAGAAUAUAGCAGAGGACUUAUAUAGUCCACAACGUGAUGAGUUAAUUGAACUUAUAUUAGAAACUCGUAUUAAAGAAACUGAAAUUAUAUACAGUAAACCAGGUGCAUAUAGUAUCAAUUUAAAUAUGUCCAAUGAUGAUUUCUUGGAAUAUGAAGAUAAUCUUUUUGUACAAAAAUGUAUUUCCCAUGAGGAUUUAUAUGAACUUGUAAAAUAUGGUGAUCAUCCAAUUUAUCAAGGUUUAAGAGAUGGCCAGUCUAAAGAAUUGAUAAAAAAAUCCCUUUUUGAAAAACUUGACUAUCAAACAAAAAUUAAUUGUAUGAAAGAAGUAGUGAUGGUUAUUGCACUUGAAAGAUAUCUUAUUCCAAUGAUCUCCAAUGAUCAAGAAAAUUCUUAUAAAUUGGCACUUUUUAGGUUCUGUGCUAAAUUAACUAAAGGCUGGUUUCAUCAAUUUGCAAUUGAUAAUUAUCCUCGACUUUCAAACCUUGAUAAAGAUUUAUUAUCAAUUGCUCAUAAUAUAAUUGAGAAAUUUCCUAUAAAACAAAAAAAGCCAGAUGUAAUAUUACUUGAUCCAGAAACUCAAGCUAUUUUUGAGUCUAUUCGUCCAUAUACCAAAACAAUUUCUUCCUUUGAUGAAAUCAGGGAUUAUGAUGAAUCAGAUAAUUCUUACACUGAUGUUAAAAGAACUGGAAUUAAGAUUACUUCUCCUAUAAAUAGUGAUGUAUCAAUAACAGCUAUUAUUACAAUUAUAAAUAAUGAAUAUAGAGAUGUUUAUAAUACGUCUAAAACUGAUAGAUGGACAGCAUCUGUUGUAAUCUUACCUACUAAUGACUUGGAAAUCUUAAGUGAUGAUGAUGAAGAUGAAGACAGUGAUUCGUUUGACAUGGAUCAUGUGGGUAUUUCGUUUAAAGAUCCAUUGAAAAUUCAUCCUUAUCAAAUAAGGUACAGUGGAAAAUUUUCAAAACUUAACUCUAAGCAUACAUUUGUACUUGGAAUUAGUUCUGAAGAUAAUAUUUGGGAACCAGUAAACAUUGAAGUUAAAUCAGCUGAUUUUGUUGCUAGUUUACUUGAAAUCCCUGAUAUUACUGGUGAUUUAUUAUUUAAAUAUGUGUUGGAUUAUUUGAAACCAACUUUAGAUUUUGGGGAGACACCACUUGAAAAUUGGAUUAAUGAAUUAAAAAGUAAUGGAACUAUUUCAAUUAAACCAAAUCAACAUCUUUGGUAUUAUGCUUGGAAUAUUCGUAUCUCUAAACAACGUUUGACACUGCGCUAA
Messenger RNA from Rhizophagus irregularis DAOM 181602=DAOM 197198, 1965 nucleotides. RefSeq lists its product as uncharacterized. NCBI's taxonomy places the organism in Eukaryota, Fungi, Glomeromycota, Glomeromycetes, Glomerales, Glomeraceae. The record is from RefSeq and is a predicted model, not a curated record.